CACGAUUGUUUUCGUUUGUAUGUGUUUAUUCAAUAGGUCGGUUUCCGCAUGAGAAUCAAACAUAGAAUCAAGCAUUCACCAUUCACUGAAUGCAGAUAUCGUACUGCAUACAUAUCAACUUACGCAGCCUUUGUCUUUUUGACCAUAGCUUUUGUCACGCCAUAUUGGUUACAAUCAUGGCCUAGACUUCAUACACCUUUUGUCCGCUUGGGACUGUGGGAAUUUUGUGUCAAUGGUUUUGUGCAACGUCUAGAUCCCAAUAUGGUUUCUUACUACGGUUGCUGGUGGAUUCUUUCUCCAUAUAUGCGAAAAAUAUUCACGGAUUUGGUUCCAUUUUGGUUUUUGAUCAUCCAAGUUAUGGUGACAGUAUCUCUAUGUCUACAAAUAGUGGCAGUGGUCACUCUUAUUGCCUACAUGUGCAAAAGGAUAAGACAUGUAGAACGUCAGUCGUUCUUUAUCUCGCUCAUUACGUUCUGUCAUUCUUGCUCAACAAUUUUAAUAUUUAUAUCAGUGGUUAUUUUCGGUGUAAAUUAUCAAACCGAAACUUGGAUGCCUUAUCCUACAUUGAAUUGGCCAUCAUGGUCAUAUGGAUUUGCAAUUCUUUCUGGCUUCUCUUCAUUACUAUCAGCUAUAUCAUUUGGUCUGUUCAAUAAAGAAUUACGUCGAGAUAUUCAAACACUAGUAUUAGAAUUUCCAAUGAGUACCAAAAUUAAAACACGACGUCGAUGGAAAUUAAUAAAACGUCAUUGGCCAGAAGAAGCUUUACCAGUUAAACCGACAGAUGAAGCAAAAUCCACAUUUCUAUCAGGACAAAAUUAUCAAUCACGUUCUGAUUUGGAAGUACCAGUAGGAUCUAUGGAAAGAUUCAGUGAAGAAUAUAGUUUCAGUGAAAGUAGUGGAAAUAAUUUAGUUCGUGAUAAUCGAAAGAUUAAAAAUUAUCAUGAUAGUAAUCGACAAGACUCUGAAAUUUAAAGAGUAUAUACUUUAUUAAUUGUAAAAAAAGGUUUACUUUAAUUUCUUUAUAAUUUAGUAUAUUUUUUUAAAACAAUAAUAUAUCUCUAUUGAAACCCUGA
This is a messenger RNA of Schistosoma rodhaini, 1073 nucleotides long. NCBI's taxonomy places the organism in Eukaryota, Metazoa, Platyhelminthes, Trematoda, Strigeidida, Schistosomatidae. The record is from the annotation of a GenBank genome assembly.